CCGCCAUAACUCGCUGCGCAACCAACAAGAAGCAAUCCCACGCCCAACAACUGCAGCCCGCCAGCGACAAGGCAAGUUGAUACACAGGUGAAGACAACCAAACAGGCCAGGCAGCAGCACCCACCCUAAACAGGCGAGAUUUGACAAGUUCGGCAGAGGAGAGAGAGUGAGAGCCCGAACCAGAAACCGGCCUGUCGCUCUCCGCGUCGGCCGUCAGCUGAACAGAGAUGGCUGGACCGAACCAACGAAAAGGCGACACACACAGGGAUAGCCAGAAGGAGAAGGAUGUGCGCACUGCCAACAUCCUCGCGGCUAAAGCGGUUGCGGACGCGAUCCGAACCAGCCUGGGUCCGAGGGGAAUGGACAAGAUGAUCCAGGGGGGCGACGGGGAGGUGGUUAUCACGAACGAUGGGGCCACUAUCCUCGGGCAGAUGCAGGUGUUCCACCCCACCGCAAAAAUGCUCGUGGAGCUCAGCAAGUCGCAGGACAUCGAGGCCGGCGACGGCACGACGUCGGUGUGCGUCAUCGCGGGGGCCCUGCUGAACGCCUGCACCGACCUGCUGGCGAAGGGCAUCCACCCCAUGGCCGUCGCCGAGUCCUUUCUGGCCGCUGCCGACAAGGCGGAGGAGAUCUUGGAGGGGAUGUCCACGCCGGUUGACCUGGCGAACAGGGAGACGCUUAUCCAGGCAGUGGACACAUGCUUGUCGUCGAAGGUCGUGAGCCAAAACUGCGAGACGAUCAGUCCCAUGGCCGUGGAUGCCGUUCUUGGCAUCAUCGACCCUAUCAACGCCACCAACGUCGACCUCAGGGAUAUCAAGAUCUGCAAGCAGCUCGGAGGUACCAUCGACGACAGCGAGCUGGUGCACGGGAUGGUGUUCGAGAAGGGCGCUAAGAAGAGCGCAGGAGGUCCCACCACCAUCGAGAACGCCAAGGUGGGCCUGAUCCAGUUCUGCCUCUCGGCGCCCAAGACGGAUAUGGAGAACAACGUGGUGGUGUCCGACUACGCCGCGAUGGACCGUAUCUUGAGAGAAGAGCGCAAAUACAUCCUUGGUCUCUGCAAGAAGGCGAGAAUCAAGAAGGCCGGGUGCACCGUGCUCCUCGUGCAGAAGAGCAUUCUCAGGGACGCGUACAACGACCUUUCCAUCCACUUCCUCGCCAAGAUGGGCAUCAUGGUGAUCACCGACGUGGAGCGGAGCGACAUCGAGUUCAUCUCCCGGACGCUGGCGCUCAAGCCAUGCGCUCACAUCGACACCUUCACCGCCGACAAACUCGGGACUGCGGACCUCGUGCAGGAGGUUUCGAUGCCUGGCUCCGGCCACAAGAUCGUGAAGGUGACGGGCGUGCCAACAACGGGCAUGACCAUGACGGUGCUCAUGCGCGGGUCUAACCGCCUGGUGCUUGACGAGGCGGAGCGCAGCGUGCACGAUGCUCUGUGCGUUGUGCGGUCUCUGGUGAAGAAGCGCUUCCUCAUCUCGGGGGGCGGCGCGGCGGAGACGGAGGUCGCGAUGCAGUUGACAGAGUGGGCCAAGACUCAGACUGGCAUGCGAGGGUACUGCAUACGGGCGUACGGCGAGGCUCUGGAGGUUAUCCCGUACACUCUGGCGGAAAAUGCGGGAAUGAACCCGAUUAGCAUCGUCACCGAGCUUCGUUCGGAGCACGCCAAGGGCAAGGUUGGAGCAGGUAUCAACGUACGCAAGGGCACCAUCAGCGAUAUGUACGCAGAGCACGUGAUCCAGCCGGUGCUCGUAAACUCGAGCGCUCUCAAGCUGGCCACUGAGUGUGUGGGGAUGAUCCUCAAGAUCGAUGACGUCGUGGCAGUCAUGUAGAUGAGAGGCGCGAGAUAUUUGGAAUCAAGGGUAUCGGUGUUCGGGGUAAAUUGGGACAGCUGCUGUCGGGCACCGAGUGCGUGGUCACCGAAAUCGAUGACUUCGUGACAAGUCGUGUAUUUGGAAGAACGGCCUCGGUGAUCAGGAACUAUCGUGGGGGUCAUUUACUUGGCCAUUAGCUGCUGCUGGUGCGGAGGAGCAAAUAGGAACAGAGAGAACACGAAACGCGUGGCUGCAUCCUUCAGAGCUUCAGCACCAAAAUGAUGUGGCGUGGUGUUGUAAGGGUGUUGACGAUGGGUUUUGAGCCUCUUGUGUCUGCUUGCCCGAGCGAUGGUGGCAUGUGAGAAAACUGGAUCGAGGAAUUAAUCGAGCGGGAGGUGCUCCUCUGAAAUAUUCACUGUAGUUUUUGUUCAUCCACCGGCCGUGCCGUGUGAGAGUCAUGGCGAUUUUUUGCUGUUCUGGGUGUGGGGAGAAAACAGCCGCGGGAGUAUGCUCGUAAUGUGAAACCGCUUUUGAAAGUUGUGCCGGGGUUGCCAAUGGUGAGUCACAGUGUUACGAUACGCGUUGGCUCUGUUUUCCGUCGGUUCCGCGUCCACCGCCCCCCUCGGCACUAUGCCUAUGACGGUACGAAUCACUCUUGAUGUUGAGACGGUCCGCGUGAGGCGGAUGGAGAUGGGUGGGGCCGACACCCGUGUAGAGAUUGCUGCGGCAUUGCGUUGGCGCUGUCACCUGAAGCCCCACCUUGCCAUGCCUCAUCAUAUGCAUAGGUACUGUCAGAAUUGGUCUCGUCCUCUGACCAUGUGCCGCGAACGGCCGGAGUUGACAGGUGCACUCCCCGCCAAUACGGUUGGACUCUUGUAAUGGGGAGUGCUGCCAUUAACGCUCCGCAAAAUUACUCUUGUAAUGGGGAGUGCUGACAUUAACGCUCCGCAAAAUAACUUGCACACUGUGUCAACCUAAGGCAGGAGUCUGUGAACU
Messenger RNA from Ectocarpus sp. CCAP 1310/34, 2804 nucleotides. The record is from the annotation of a GenBank genome assembly. Lineage: Eukaryota; Phaeophyceae; Ectocarpales; Ectocarpaceae.